Messenger RNA from Lontra canadensis (Northern American river otter), 2617 nucleotides. It is a transcript of the gene CCDC157, whose product is annotated as coiled-coil domain containing 157. The coding region runs from base 361 to 2520 and encodes 719 amino acids. The record is from RefSeq and is a predicted model, not a curated record. Lineage: Eukaryota; Metazoa; Chordata; Mammalia; Carnivora; Mustelidae. The transcript has 12 exons.
UUCUGCGCGAGUAGCCGUUGCCAUGGCAGCGCUCGAGGCACCCGGCUAGGAUUUGUGGGGGAUGCCCUGAGGCGCUGGGGCGCCGCGGGCAGUUCCAAGAGCCGACCAGACGGCAAGGGCUGAGGCUGCGACGCAGGAGACUGGGGAGACGUUCUAUACCACUGGCCGGACGCUCUCCGCACACACCCCACGGCCCUGGCCCCCUUCUUUACUCCAAAGGGACUGAAGAGCGACUCCCAGCCAGCCCUGCACUGGAGACAGGAAACCAGGCAUCUGGGUGAGCCUCUGACCUGAGUCCCAGAGCCCACAGGCCAGACAUCCAGCCUCACAGGCAGGUACCUUUGCAGAGGAGCCACGAGGAUGGCCCACCUGCUGGGCAGCCAGUCCUGCAUGGACAGUCUGCGUAAGGACCUUACCGACCUGCAGGGCGCCAUCGUGGACGUGUUCUCUCGUGCUGGACCCGUGCACUUCCCCUCCUGGAAGUUUCCUGAUCGUGUGGCCUGCGACCUGGACAUGGUGGCCCUGUUAGAGCAUUAUGACCACGUGCCGGGUGACCCCGAGUUCACGCAGCUGUCCCAUGCUGUUCUGCUGGAACUGGUCAUCGACAGGCUCCUGCUGCUGCUUCAGAGCUGCACGAGCUACUUGGAGAACCUCGGUUCAGAGCAGACGGUGCCUGCUACCCGGGCUGUGGGGCCCUGCAUGUCUGUGGGGCUCACGGUGCGGCGCUUCUGGAACAGCCUGCUGAGGCUGGGCAUGAUCUACCAGCAGGCAGCCCCCCAGAAAAGAGUAAACCAAGGGGAGAACCUCACCUCCAAGCCCACCGCCAAGGGGGAGCCAGCCAGGAGCCCUGAGCUUGUGACUGCCAAGUUCCUCAAGCCCCCCUCCCCAACGCCACGCUUGCCCCAGACCUGCCAAGAGCCGGAGAGCCUCUCCAUCAGAGUCUCCCCACAGUGUCCAGCCAGCACUGCCAAGAACAGCAGGAGUGUUCACUCCCAGACGGUGGAGACAGCCCUUGUGCCCUGUGACGCGUGCACCAGCGUCCAAAGCAGCCUGCGGGAGGUGGGCAAGGCAGUCAUCAGCCUGUGUCAGAGCCAGAACCUGCCCUCGUCCUUAGGCCAGUUCCAGCAGCUGGUGCGGGACAGCAUGGGCCUCAGGCCACUGCCAGCCGCCACCAUGGGCCGCUGGGCAGCCGAGCAGAGCAAAGACCUGACACGCCUCACUAAGCACGUGGGGGCCCUCACUCAGCUGGUCGGGCCCCUCAGAGCCCAGCUGGAGGAGGCUGAGGGACAGAAGGACGGACUGCAAAAGCAGGUGGGCCAGCUGGAGCAGGCGCUGCAGCAGGAGCAGGGGGAGCGGCAGCGACAGGCAGACGAGGCCACACAACAACUGGCGGAGUGGGAGCGCCACAGGCGGCAGCUGCUCACAGAAACAAGUGACCUCAAGACGAAGGUGGCCACCCUAGAGGGGGAGCUGAAGCAGCAACAGGAGGCCAUGCAGGCCAUGGAGACGAAGGCGCAGCAGUUUCAGGAGGAGGCCGAGCGCAGGGCAGAGGCCGAGAGGCAGGUGCAGCAGCUGGAGGAGCAGGUGCAGCUGCUUGCCGGGCGGCUGGACGGGGCCAGCCAGCAGAUCCGCUGGGCCAGCACUGAGCUGGACAAGGAGAAGGCCCGUGUUGACAGUAUGGUCCGCCACCAGGAGUCCCUACAGUCCAAACAGCGAGCCCUGCUACAGCAGCUGGACAGCCUGGACCAGGAGCGUGAGGAGCUGCGGGGCAGCCUGGAUGAGGCCGAGGCCCAGCGGGCCCAGGUGGAGGAGCAGCUGCAGAGCAUACAGAGCGAGAGGGAGCAGGGGCAGAGCCAGCUCCUGGCCCAGCAGGAGCUGCUGCAGAGCCUGCAACAGGAGAAGCAAGGCCUGGAGCAGGCCACGACAGAUCUGCGGCUGACCAUAUCAGAGCUGGAACGCGAGCUCACAGAGCUGAGGGAGCGGGAGCGGCUGCUGGUGGCCUUCCCAGACCUGCACAGACCCACCGAGGCCCAGAUCCCAAGCUCCGGCAAUGUUACUGAUGACAUGGAGAGGCAGGUACAGGCCAACGACAUCCGCAUCCAGGUCCUGCAGGAGGAGAAUGGGCGGCUCCAGUCUAUGCUGUCCAAAAUCCGGGAGGUAGCCCAGCAGGGAAGCCUAAAGCUGAUCCCACAGGACCAGCUCUGGGCCCCUCCCAGCAAAGGAAUCCAGGGAACAGUGCCCCCAGCCCAGGCCCAGAAUGCUUCCCCAGGGCCCCUGGGCAGGCGGCACCUGCCUAGCAGCAGGACAGCCAGCGUGGGCAGGACCCUCCCAUGCCAGCUCCGGGCAUCCCCACCUCAGCAGUCCUGCAGUCGGCCGGGCAGGUCCUCCCUGGAGGACAUGACCCACUCAACCAACUGUGCUCAGAACCCCAUCCGGGCCUUGGCCAGGCUGAGAAGGAGACUGUCACCAGGCCAGAGCCAGGCCAGCCCUGCAUACCAGCCCCAGGAGCGGCCCACGUAGCCUGCCGCGUGGUGGGGCUGGAGGGCAGGUGGCUGGCAACCCGUUCCAUAUAAUAAAGCCCUGGCCAUCUGCCCACAGCACCCUUGGCCUCACAGCA